This is a messenger RNA of Electrophorus electricus (electric eel), 1787 nucleotides long. RefSeq names its product ssu-2 homolog, tandem duplicate 1 (gene ssuh2.1). Lineage: Eukaryota; Metazoa; Chordata; Actinopteri; Gymnotiformes; Gymnotidae. Gene Ontology annotation, molecular function: heat shock protein binding. The record is from RefSeq and is a predicted model, not a curated record.
AACAAUUUUGAACGGGCGGAGCUUGCACGUGUAUCCUGCGUAUUGUCAUACGCAGCUUGAAUUCAGUUAAGAUUUAUUGAUCGGUAAAUUUAAUUUUAGGUUACCCAAGUUACCCGCUGCUUUAUAUGCUCCAUCUCCAGCAGAAUUUAGGCUGCACUGUCUCUUUUGCCAGCUAUGGAUGAAAAAAGCGACGAUAUUGGCGAAUUUGACCCCAGCAUCCCUGAAGAGGGUCCAUCAGCGCCCCCUCCUGGCUGGUUGGACAGCGUAGAAGGUUAUGGGGACCCUAAAGAUGACGAUUGCACAGACCAGAUCUGCCCUCUACCGGCUGACUUUGUCCCACACCCUGAACAUGACAGGAAUGCGUCUGUCCCCAAUGUGAAGGUUCCUCAGGUAUCUGAAGAUGUAGCCCGAGAGGCCUUGCUCCAGUUUGUGGGGAAAAAGUGGACAUACAGCAGCAAGCCAGCCCAAAACCUCGUCUUCAAGGACCUGAAGCCUUUCACAGUGUACCGUUACCGUUUGGAAACGUUUACUGAGUCAAGAUCAAGCUCUUGGGAGCAUGAGAUAUAUAAUGGGCAGGUUGUGGAUGGACCACAGUAUGGUAUGGCCCCGCCCCCAUGGCUAGUGGAAGUUCAGUAUCCAACCAAAUUCACUGACACAGUGCAGAAAGUGCAUGUUCCACACACCUCAUCUGUAAAAACUUGCUACAGAUGUCACGGGAAGGGGCGGGUGAGAUGCACACACUGUCACGGCAGAGGACGGACUAGCUGCAUGUCCUGCCACGGGGUGAGCCACGGCCGCAACAGAAGAUGCACCAGCUGUCAUGGGAGAGGAAGCAGAGUGUGUACAUGGUGCCACAGUAGCGGACACAAAACAUGCCGCAAAUGCAACGGCAAUAAGAAGCUUUUACACUUUAUAGAGCUCAAAAUCACAUGGAAAAACCAGGUGUAUGAGUUCAUACCUGACCGACAGCUCGAGUUCCCCAUGAAGAAAUUUGAGAAGGUCUCUGGGGAAGUGUUCUUCACUGAUGAAAGUAUCCUGGUCUAUCCGAUAGUGGGCUUCCCUGACCAGGAUAUCUGCGAUGCCUCCAAAGGAGCGAUCCAGGAGCAUCUAACCAAAUAUUCUGUCGUCAGCCGCAUUCUACAACAGCGGCAGACAAUAGAGCUGGUGCCUCUUACUCAUGCUUUCUACUCAUACAAUGGGAAAGACUAUGACUAUUUUGUUUAUGGGACAGAAAACAGGGUUCACACCACUAAAUAUCCGUCCUCCUGCACUGUCCUGUAACCUUCCUGUCUCAUCCCUUCAGGUCGAUGAAGUUAUUAUUAUCUGUUGUUUUAUAAUAUAUUUUAAUAUAGGCUGCUGAAAAACCUCUGAUUGUUUAUGCAUUAAUGUAACUCGAAAAGUCUGUUUAGUUGGACAAUAAUGGAACAAAAGACAUAAAAUGAGUGAAGAUUUUUUUAAAACUAUGCUUUCAAAAGCUCCAUAAUCAUAUUACAGUAUAACUGUAUGAAUAUGCUAUACAACAUUAAUUCCACUUUUUUCUUAGCUCAAGUGAUGGCUAUAUAUUGUUUAAGAUCUCCAGCUUUAAAAAAUGGAGCUAGGAGAAGAAAAUGAUAAAACGUUAACAUCUGCCAGUGGAACAAGUUGUUUUGGACCAUUGCUAUUGCUUAAGUCUGCAUGAAAUCUUCCCACAAUAUAAGGGUAACUGAUGUUUUCAAAUGGUAUGUUACAAUGAAACUGUGUAUGAUAUAUGAAUAAAACUGGCAAAAUGUCAGUUAUGAGACUUUUUA